This is a messenger RNA of Plasmodium gonderi, 537 nucleotides long. RefSeq names its product thioredoxin 3. The transcript is spliced from 5 exons. The record is from RefSeq and is a predicted model, not a curated record. The coding region runs from base 1 to 537 and encodes 178 amino acids. NCBI's taxonomy places the organism in Eukaryota, Apicomplexa, Aconoidasida, Haemosporida, Plasmodiidae.
AUGGCGCUUAUUUGUAUUGGUUCUGUUUGUUUUUCUUUACUACACGUGGGGGCUAUAAUUUUGUUUAUCCUUAAUUACUUUUAUGCACACUUUAAGAAGUAUCUACCGGAAUUUUUAACGGGUGGCCAAGAAAAGGGCAAACAAAUUGAAGAGGCUUUGAAAUGCAGGCAGAAAAACAAGGAUUAUUCUGAAGGCACAUAUAUCGAUUUAGAGGAUGGGAAAAAAUUAAGUGAUGUAUUGAACUCAACCCAAAACAUCUCUGCAGUUGUGAAAUUCGGAGCCACUUGGUGCAAACCAUGUAACAAAAUUAGACGAUAUUUUAAGAACCAAAUCAUCACCUAUGCAGUGACCCUUAUUGAUGUGGACGUGGACAUUCACGAAACGUUAAGGGAUGAGCACAACAUUAAAGUCUUACCGACCCUUUUAUUUUACGUCCAGAUAAAAAAUAAAUGGGUUUUGACAGAAAGGAUUGAAGGAUCUAAUCAAGCAGACAUAGAAAAGGCUUUCCAAAAAUAUAGUGUUCUAAAGGAAAGUUAA